AUGCACAAUAUUCUCUGUAAGUUUAUCUUGGUGAUAACAGUGUUAUGGAGAGAAGCCGUGAUUCAGGCACGUAAAGGUGUGAAAUGUGGUGGCGUCCUCUCUUCUUCAGCUGGUAAUGUCUCCAGCCCAAACUUCCCAGGGCAGUACCCACCACACACGGAGUGCUCUUGGCUCAUUGUGGUCUCUGAAGGAUCCACCGUCCAGCUCACGUUCCACUUCUUCAGCCUUGAACUUCAUGACUCUUGUGAAUUCGACUAUGUCAAGAUUUACAACGGGGCAUCUAGGGAUGAGGGAAAUCUCCUGGGCCAAUUCUGUGGCACCACUUUACCUCCACAGAUCACAUCUUCCUGGCAUGUUCUGUCUGUCCUUUUUCAUUCAGACAGACAUGUGGGCAGCACAGGAUUUUACGCCACAUAUAAGAAAGAUAUCUGUGGAGGGGUCCUUACAAGCCUUUCUGGGGCAAUUACAAGUCCUGAUUAUCCUGACAAUUACCCAAACAAUGCGGAAUGUCACUGGCUAAUCCGAGCAGCUCCGCACUCCAGGAUUCGUCUCAUCUUCACGGACUUCCGGAUGGAAGAUAAUGAGGAGUGUAACUUUGAUUAUGUUGCCAUCUUUGAUGGUCCAGGUCUAGAGGACCACCAAACCAACCAUUACUGUGGGACCACAAAGCCCCCGGACACCACUUCGUCUUCCAAUGAGCUGCUGGUGGUAUUCAAAUCAGAUUUCAACAUUGGAGCACAAGGCUUCAAGGCAUAUUUCUCAUCUGGGGAAUGCCAAGAAGUAUUCACAGCUGUGAAGGGUAAUAUAACCAGUCCACGUUAUCCAGACCUGUAUCCCAACAACAUUCAUUGUCAUUGGAACAUUCAGUUGCCACCAGGGUUCCGCAUCAAAAUCUUCUUCCAUGAGAUGGAUCUGGAAGAGAGAAGCAGCCUGACCGAUAAGUGCGACUAUGACCACCUGUCUGUGUACGACGGGGAUAGCGAGGGCAACAGACUGCUGGGAAGGUGGUGUGGCCAUGACACCCCAACACCCCUUAUAUCAAGCAAGAAUAAACUUCUCCUAGUACUCACAACAGACAGGGACACUGCCAGCAAGGGUUUCUCUGUAUCCUACAUUGGGGUUGUCCCAAUAAAUGUGACCUGCACCCGUACAGAUUUCCAUAUCCUCGUUCCAAGCCAAUCUGUGCCUCAGCUCGAGAGGAGUCACAUCUACCUGGGGAACCCAAGCUGUGCCGCUCAGACAUCAGGCAAUAAUUACAAAAUCCACGCUAGAUUUGAUACAUGCGGAACACAGCCUCAGAAGCGGAAUAACACCUCUGUGAUUGUGAGUGUCCUCUAUGUGGACUUCUCCAUGGGUGCCAAUGAGGAUGUCCAUGAGUACGAGGUGCAGUGCGAACCAAAAGGGAAGGAAGCCUCCGUGCAUCUCCUGUACAGAUCGGAUCCAUCCCGACUUAAAGGAUUGCAGGAAGACCCCGCGGACCCUCAGCUUCCAGAAGCAGAAUCUUCGGAGAGUAGCGACCGCGUGCAGGACAGCAGCGACGUGGUGUUCAUCAGUAUAUGCAUCUUAGCUGGAGUUCUCAUGCUCAUAGCAGUGGUGGGACUUGUGUUACUUUGACAAAAGACCUCUUGAUUGCAGGUUGCUAAUAAAGUGGUAACCGAUACUACUGCAUUUAUAAUAACUGAUGACAUGGUUAACCAAUUGGGAAGAAACUCAUCGUUCAUUUAAUUAAUGCAAAUUAAACUACAAAUAGUUAACACAUGCUUUAGAAAAAUAUAAAGGCUAAUUUGCAGAUUUUAUUUUUUUUACGUAUUUAUGAGGGACUGCAUCUUGUUAUCUUCUAACAACACGUAUUGCACUUUAUUCUGUAAAUUGAUCCCUUGUGAGAAAAAGAAUAUGCAGUCAUUUUGUAUGGAGGGGUACG
This is a messenger RNA of Spea bombifrons (plains spadefoot toad), 1921 nucleotides long. It is a transcript of the gene CDCP2, whose product is annotated as CUB domain containing protein 2. The record is from RefSeq and is a predicted model, not a curated record. The transcript is spliced from 6 exons. The coding region runs from base 1 to 1614 and encodes 537 amino acids. NCBI's taxonomy places the organism in Eukaryota, Metazoa, Chordata, Amphibia, Anura, Pelobatidae.